Messenger RNA from Hemibagrus wyckioides, 1642 nucleotides. RefSeq lists its product as uncharacterized. Bases 88 to 861 code for a protein of 257 amino acids. The record is from RefSeq and is a predicted model, not a curated record. The transcript is spliced from 6 exons. Gene Ontology annotation, biological process: response to bacterium. Lineage: Eukaryota; Metazoa; Chordata; Actinopteri; Siluriformes; Bagridae.
ACAUCCAAUCAGGUGUGAGUCUGGACCUGGUUUUCUACUGAACACACAAGUUCAUUCCCUCACUAUCACUUCGUCUGAACAGGAACGAUGACCACACUCUUUGUCGCUCUUUGUGUUCUUUUUUCUCUCUUCACAGCUGUAAAUUCUUCUGACAUCAAGGAGCUUCAUGUGAGAACAGUAAAGAGUGGAGAAGAUGUAACUAUGGAGUGUAACAUUAGCAGUGUCACAGGGAAAGAUAAAGUAGUUUGGUUCAGACAGAGUUCAGGAAAAUUGCCUCAGUAUUUUGCAAAACCAUACCAGAACAAUUUAGGCUACAAAUUUGUUGAUGGAUUUAAUGACAGUCGCUUCAGUAUUAGUGUAAAUGACCAUAAAUUUGAUCUCAAUAUUAAAAAUAUAAGAGAAGAUGAUGGAGGAGAAUAUUUCUGUGGAGAAUCAGAAGGAAGUGUAACGAAGUUCACAUCUGGAACACAUCUGCAAUUUGAAGAUAAAGAGACGACACAACAUUCAACAUCUGGAAGUACAACUAAUUGUAAAGAUAAAGAGACACAGCAUCCUACAUCUGGAACUACACCCAGUGUUUCAAACUGCACCAAAAAAACAGGUGAAGACCAUUGGAUUAUUCCUUUAGCCGUCUCCAAUAUAAUCUCUGUUAUUGUAAUCACAGUUCUGGUUGGAGUUUUAUAUAAAAAUCACAGAAAAGAUUCUUCAUCAAGCAACCAUCAAAUUCCCACCAAUCAGGCUGCUGAUGAUGAUGAUGUCUUGAACUAUGCAGCUGUGAGUUUUGCUAAGAAACCUUCAUCCUCCAGAACAUCCAGAGAAAAGAGCCAUGAAGACGUUUAUGCACAAGUUAAAAUAAAAUAAAGAAUUUAAAUCAUCAGACACUGGAGAUUUACUGCUGUAAGGCACAUUUUAUUAGGUCAUGCCUGAUAAGGGGAAAGGGGGAGAGGAAGAUUAUUGUUUUUCCCAAAAAUUCAAUAUUGUUACAUUUCCUGAAUAUAAUUAUUAUAAUUAUUUUUAUAUCAUUAUCCUGUGUUUACAUUAUAUGUAUAUACAGCAUAUAAAAAAUUCAUAAAUAAUUGAAAUGUUGAAGUCUCAGGUUGCUUCUGUUAUUGUUUCUAAAGCAACAGCUUCACAGAGAUGUCUUACACUGGUCACUCCACAUAACCAAAGCCUACAAAGAAAGGUGUUAUUUAGAGACGUUGCUAGGUUACAGAGCGCUGGUUGUUCUUGUGGUCCAUCAGUGUUUUAAUUCUGUUCCACAUGAGCUGUUGUUGUACUUUUACAACAAAAUAUUUCUUGCAUUCUUAAUGUUUUUCUUGGCUUCCUCUAACUAUAGGUCUGUUUAUCAGCCACCUAAAAGUCAUAUUUCCUUCCUUAAUCAGAUUCUGUACACUGUUUAGACGCGACUUCUGCUAGGAAAAUGACAACAGUUCCAGUGCAGAUGGUUGUGUAUCCCAGGAUUCCCUGUGAAACAGAUCCCAGUCAGUGUAUCAGACAGUCUUACAGCAUUAAGGUGGCAUCCACGAGUCAUACAAAUAAACUGUAACUCCACUGGAGAUCAUAUUUAGGAGAAUAUGUGAGAGUUUGUGUAAACUCCCAGUCUGGACCACUCUGUGGCAGCGUGAUCAGAUAACUAUUAAUA